GCCUCGCCCAGGAACUUCAUCAAGGCCGGCUCCCCUUCGAGCGACGAGGACAAUUCCUCAGUCGUUCCGGAAUCCCGUGGGGACGAGAUGGGCGCGGAUUCAACGGCGCCUGCGUCAGCGCACCCCCCAGAAAUCCAGCAGGACGCGGCCCCUCAGCCGCCGAGCGGCUUUUACCCUCCGAUAGACCUGGCAGGAGGGGCUGGUGGCGGCGGCGACGACUCCAGGUGA
Ostreobium quekettii is the source of this 228-nucleotide messenger RNA. NCBI's taxonomy places the organism in Eukaryota, Viridiplantae, Chlorophyta, Ulvophyceae, Bryopsidales, Ostreobiaceae. The record is from the annotation of a GenBank genome assembly.